Molecule: messenger RNA, 837 nt
Organism: Fusarium graminearum PH-1
Lineage: Eukaryota; Fungi; Ascomycota; Sordariomycetes; Hypocreales; Nectriaceae
Exons: 2
Coding region: 1-837 (278 amino acids)
Source: RefSeq, a predicted model, not a curated record
AUGCCUCAAGCGAUGAGCAUCUCUGCACCACAAUUUUUGCUAGUAACUAUGGACUCAUCAUACUCAGGACUCGUGGCCCAAGUCGCGUCUCUCCCUCCACCGCCACAAAUACUUCUCUUCGGAGACUCCAUUACACAAGGCGCAUUCUCACUUCAAAUUGAGCUGACAAAACGGUACAUGCGUCGCCUCGAUGUUCUGAACCGCGGUUUCGGUGGAUACAACACCAACUCGGCCUUAACUCUCCUCCCAUCAUUCUUCUCAGCAGUGGUCCCCUCGAAAACUGUGCCUCGCGUUGCAGUUAUGACGGUACACUUUGGCGCCAACGACUCUUGCAGUCCUGGCGAGCCUCAGCACUGUGAUCUCGAAACGUUCAAGUCGAAUAUCAGGCGUAUCCUAGACUGGGAGGGUGUGAGGCUUCAUGAAACAAAAGUCAUUCUUGUUACGCCCUCUCCAGUUGAAGAGUAUCGGCUACCACACGACGGAAAGGGCAGGGCAGAAAGAGUAGCCAUGUAUGCACAAAUGAUUCGGGAUAUCGGCGAGAGUGAAAACGUUCCUGUUGUUGACCUUUGGACUGCUAUGAUGCGUACAACUGGUUGGAAAGAAGGGGACAUUCUGCGUGGGUCUUUAAAAACGGUGCCGAGUGUUGAACUGGGGCGGCUUUUCUAUGACGGUCUUCAUUUGAAUCAGGAUGGUUAUGAAAUCUACAUACAAGAGCUUUUGCGUGUUUUGGAAGCGGAAGUUCCAGAGUGUAGAGUACUUGAGACUGAUGAGUGGUAUCCUGAAUGGAUUAAGUUUCAUCCACCGGCAGAGACCAAGGUUGAGACGAAUGGCUGCUGA